Cydia amplana is the source of this 1887-nucleotide messenger RNA. RefSeq lists its product as uncharacterized. Lineage: Eukaryota; Metazoa; Arthropoda; Insecta; Lepidoptera; Tortricidae. The transcript is spliced from 14 exons. Gene Ontology annotation, biological process: nucleoside metabolic process. The record is from RefSeq and is a predicted model, not a curated record. The coding region runs from base 164 to 1867 and encodes 567 amino acids. Gene Ontology annotation, molecular function: catalytic activity.
UUUUUUAUCCUAAUUUGUAUCAAAACAAGCUUGCCUUGUAAUACUUCGCUCGAUAGUCCUGCCUUAUAAUCAUAGCUUAGUAUAAGUGACCUCCUACAUCUUUUAGUAGUAUGGUGCCGGUGCAACUCUGUACCACUCGUCAUAAAUUAAAGAAAGAAAAAUAAUGGCGGACAAUAUAGAAGAAAAAGUGAUAAUGACCCCAAAGUGCAAGACGGCCACAUCCACAACUCUGGUAGUUGAGAGGAAGGUGGUGGAAGCGGAGGCCAGUGACAAGAUACACGUGGCUGGAGGGGACCACACUGGCAUCAUUAUCAACAAGGAACAAGUUUAUGAAAACGGCGUAACAGAGCCAUGUCACGCCCAACUCGAAUUCCGAGUGUACCUAGUGUCAGCCGCAAAUGGCUCUCACACUCGGGAGGCGCGCGCGCUCCGAUUCUGGUUCAAACCGCAAAUGACGCCCGGCGAGCGGCCGCACGAGGCGCAGGCCUUCUUCAGGGAGCUGGUCAGCCCGCAAGACUUCCCAAAAGAUUACGUGGGAUUCAUUAAGAAGAUAAUAAAGCUUAUGCAACACAAAUACCUACAAUUAAAGAUUUUAGAGAUAGAGUUAAGACAAGAAGGGACGGGAACUCCACCUCCAGAAUCAAAUGGCGUUAUUUCAACGUUUAUUGAAGAAAGUGCUGCAAACCAAACGCCUGUGAUAUCGGAACAGAGGGUACUGGAUAUGAUCGAGAAUGCUUACCCCAACCCGUUGACCGUGGAUGAUUUUAUCACGGCAGGAAAAUGGUCCAAAGUAGAAGUAAAAGACGCCCUAGAGGCGCUAGAAGAAAAAGGCCUCACUCGGGCCAUGUCAGACGGACUAUACAUUCGGCAGCACAGCGUUGACACACAGGUCGUGAAACAAAUGCCACAGUUAUGUUCAUCGCGACAGCCGAGCAUAGCUAUAAUAACUGCGCUGUACUGCGAAAAGCAAGCUGUGGACGCCAUGAUGGAUAACCAAGAGACGUUCGUGCGGUAUACGACAGUCGGCGAAUCCAACGUGUAUACGUUGGGUACUAUCGGAGCACAUCGCGUGGUGACCACAAAACUUCCCUCCGUGGGCCGCACGAGAGAAGCGAUGACAGCAGCAGGCAACACAACCACAAGACUUCUUGGCACCUUCCAAAAGGUGGAGUAUGUGUUCCUCGUGGGCGUCGGAGGCGGCGUGCCUCACUACACCGACUACGAGCGCCACGUCCGGCUCGGAGACGUCGUGGUGUCCACCCCUGCGGCGGACCUGACUGACAAGAGUGUUUACGUGUUCUGCGAGAAGGCAGAGCGCAACGAGAAAGGCGGUUGGGACUAUGAAGUGAAACCAUAUAAACCUGACAGUUUCUUACUUCAAGAUAUCGCACUACGACUGAUGAGAUCGCACGCGCAUUGGGACUCCUACGUCAAUGAAGGCUUGGACCGACUGAGAGGAGUGCCAGGUCGCUGGGAGGCGCCCGUUGGUGGCUCGGACCGUCUCACCAUGGACGUUGGCAACGGAGCCUUCAUAGAGGUCUCACAUCCCGCACCCAGCGGCGACCAAGUGGAUCGCGGCGGUCUGCGCGUGCACUGCGCGCCGGUAGCGGGCGGGCGCGCGGUGUCGUGCGCGGGCGAGGCGCGCGCGGCGUUCGCGGCGCACGCGCGCGCGCGGGCCUACGACUGCGAGCUCGACGCCGUGCUCGACUCCGUCAAGGGCAACAGGAAGGACUGCUUCGUCUCCAUCAGGGGUAUAUCGGACUACCGCGACGGUACGCGCGGCAAGGAGUGGCAGCCUCACGCGGCGCUGGCCGCCGCCGCCGUCAUGAAGGCCAUCGUAGCUGCCAUGGACCCACCGACGGACUAACCUAACUUUUACGAUGAGUA